Molecule: messenger RNA, 1572 nt
Organism: Talaromyces marneffei
Lineage: Eukaryota; Fungi; Ascomycota; Eurotiomycetes; Eurotiales; Trichocomaceae
Exons: 4
Coding region: 1-1572 (523 amino acids)
Source: RefSeq, a predicted model, not a curated record
AUGCGUCGAGCGAUUCUGUUCUGUCUUCUCGCAUUUUUGUUCGAGUUCAACGAUGUUGCCCUCGCUCGUCGACAUCCAUUCAACGGAAUCAACGUGCUUAACAUAGAUGCCGACGGGACACGCGGAGACAAUCAUAAGGAUGGGAAGGGCAAUGGCAACCGGAAGGGCGGUAGUACCCGGGUAUCGCGUUCAGCAAGCGCCGUGAGAACUGCGAGUGCUGCGGACGUUGGCAGUAUAACGAGUGUAGCGAUCGCAGCAGGUAUUGGCAGUAGACCGGGGGUAUCAAGUUCCGCAAGCGCCGUGAGCGUUGCGAUCGCAUCGAGUGUUGGCAGUACACCGGGCGUAUCGAGUUCAGCAAGCGCCGUCAGAACUGCGAGUGCUGCGGACAUUGGCAGAGUAACAAGUGUAGCAAUCGCAGCGAGUAUUGGCCGUACAUCGAGUGUGUCGAGUUCAGCGAGCGCCGUGAGUGUUACUAUCGCAGCGAGUGUUGGUAGUACACAGGGUGUAUCGGGUUCAGCAAGCGCAGUGAGCGUUGCGGGUGCUGCGAGUGCUGCGACCAGCCGAACCGUCGGUAUUAUCGUGCCUUUGAAUCCGGCAACUGCAUCAACCUCCACAACAGCCGCAGUACAAAGCACGGCUCUUUCAUCAGAAGCCGUCCAGCAACCGUCUUCUGUGGCGGUCACAAGCACCGCAACUAUUGCACAGGCAACACAGACGAUAGUUGUGACGGCCAGCAAUGGAGCUGCCACGAUUACCGAUGGGGGUGCGACAAUCAUCAUCUCUCAAGUAGGCGGUCAACAAGGAGCAACAGACACAACCACUACGGCCGCUCCCUCAGCUACUGUGUCUGUCGUUAUUGUAUCGUCUCCAAGUACCGUUGUUGUCACGGCCGACUUGACCACUGCCAGUGCUCCGGCAACUGCCUCCACAUCAACUACGGCACCUGAAAUAAGCAUUCCAGGAAUUGGAACUAACUCGGUUGUAACCCCGCUGGCCGGAGAAACAAGCCCAACUGUUCCAGCUGCUACAGGUGUCCAAGCCACCUCUUUCGUCACGUCUGCAAUUGCAAGUGCUGCAACCAACGCUGCAGCUGCUGUCGCGGCCAAUGGUCAGGAUGCCUGCCAAUGUGCUUGUGCAUGCCCGGCGAAUUUCAUGUUACAGGCGCCCGCAAAAUCAUCAACAACUCCGCAAGCGAUCCCGUCAACUUCAACGUCGUCAACGUCGUCAACAUCGUCCCCCACCUCCAGUCAAAGCUCAACCACUACAACGACAGCAACAGCUAUUGAUGGUCAGGCAGGUGCAUCAACACCAACAAUAGCAAUCAUAGACACGUCGGCUAUAACGACAUCAGCUACUUCAAUUGACACCUCAACCACGAGCGUGCCUCUUUUGGCGUCCGGAACAUCAGUCGUGCAACCGGUAUUGCCUGCUUCUGCAAGCUCGACCUCCAGUAUAAAAUCAAGCCCGACUUCAAUCACUGUAACAGAAACUACAGCACCGAUUCAGCCUACCAAUGUGAAUAUCAAUACUGUUGCGCUCCAUUCUGCAUUGACGAUAAAGAUCGGUGGAUAA